CUUCAUUACAUUUCAAUUCUAAUAAUAAAGUUGAAAAGUUAACAAAAUGGCAAAGUAUUUAUUUUUAAUAUUUGGAAUAUCUGCAAUUAUUGCAAUUGCUAAUACUAUUCCAGUUUUGCAUCAACUAGAAGAGAAAUCAAAAGAGAUUGAUCCGGAAGAGCAAGGUGGCUAUUUCGAAGGUGAUAUGAUAUUAGAUCAAGAUCAACUUAAUUCUAUAUUGAAUCCAAAGGGCCGUCAUAUUCUUAUCGGUGAAAAAUAUAAAUGGAAGAAUGCAAUUGUUCACUAUGAAAUUGAUUCAGUUUUCAGUGAGCAACAAGUCACAGAAAUUUUGAAAGCUAUAAAAAUUCUCGAACAAGCAACAUGUAUUCGUUUUUAUGAAAAAACUGCUGAUACAAUAGAUUUCAUUAGAAUUACUGGAAAUCCAACAGGAUGUCAUUCUUAUAUAGGACGUAAAGAGGGAGAACAAGAACUUAAUUUACAAUUAUAUCCGGUAGGAGAAGGUUGUUUCAUUUUACAUAAAAUUGUUCAUGAAUUUAUACAUGCACUUGGAUUUUAUCAUCAACAAGCUGCUUCUAAUCGAGAUGAUUAUGUAAAAAUAAUAGAAAAAAAUAUUAAAGAGGGGAAAGAACAUAAUUUCGAAAAGCAUAAUAUAACAACCGUUACUGAUCUUGGUGUACCAUAUGAUUACGAGAGUGUUAUGCAUUAUGGUCCAACAGCUUUUUCGAAGAAUGGUGAACCAACAAUUAUUCCUUUGGAUCCAUCAGCUAAUAUUGGUCAAAGACAGAAACUUACAGAAAAAGAUAUCCUGAAAUUGAAUUUAUUGUACUGUAUGAAAGAUUAAUUGGAAAAAUUGUGUGCUAUUAAAAAUAAAUUUUAAUUUUAA
Molecule: messenger RNA, 883 nt
Organism: Condylostylus longicornis
Lineage: Eukaryota; Metazoa; Arthropoda; Insecta; Diptera; Dolichopodidae
Product: seminal metalloprotease 1-like
Exons: 3
Coding region: 47-841 (264 amino acids)
Biological process (GO): proteolysis
Molecular function (GO): metalloendopeptidase activity; zinc ion binding
Source: RefSeq, a predicted model, not a curated record